Esox lucius (northern pike) is the source of this 4317-nucleotide messenger RNA. RefSeq names its product FAST kinase domain-containing protein 5, mitochondrial (gene fastkd5). Gene Ontology annotation, molecular function: RNA binding. Gene Ontology annotation, cellular component: mitochondrial matrix; ribonucleoprotein granule. Bases 134 to 2584 code for a protein of 816 amino acids. The record is from RefSeq and is a predicted model, not a curated record. Gene Ontology annotation, biological process: mitochondrial RNA processing; regulation of mitochondrial mRNA stability. Lineage: Eukaryota; Metazoa; Chordata; Actinopteri; Esociformes; Esocidae. The transcript is spliced from 2 exons.
UUGUACAUGGACAAGCGCCGUAGAUCACGUAGCAUGCGCUUCAUCAGCAACUUUCUGAACAGGCGUGUACCUGAGAUGUCAUUCAAACCUUUAUUGUAACUUAUGGAAGACAAAGCUAUUGUCGCUUCUGAGAAUGUCUGCAAAGGCUUUGUGUCAACAUGUGGCCAGGCUACACAAUCUCUCUGUAGCCCGGCAUACACAGUUCCCCGGGGCUCGGCUUCUGCACAGCGCUUACAGAGAACCUGAAACAAAGUCACUUGAGGAGGAGGAGGAGGAGGAGGGGAGGGAAAGUGUACUUCCCAAGAGCUACAGGUUACAAUACAACCCUUCCUCUUACCGUCAGUCCCGAUGUGAUCCUGGACCCUCCCUGGGCAGGUUGGAGAUGGAGGAGGAAGAACAUUGUCGCCCCACCAUCACCUCGACCUUCAGGCAGCAGAGUAACCACUACAGUGUCAGCUCCUCGCGCCGCCUCUCCAGCACCAAGAAUAGUCUGGUGGACCUGGCCUUCAACAUGGCCCCCGGUGCUACAGUUGAAAAAGUGUCAAAUUAUCGCACAAAACCCCUAUGCCCAGACGUCAAAACCGACCCCCGUGCUUUCCAGAGAUGCCGUCAAGAGUACUCAGCCAUGACCCUUGACCUGUCCCAGCGGCCUUUCCCAAUCCAAUCCAAGCAGGCCUUCCUACUGUUAAACAAAGUGGCCGUCCUGAAGGGCAGCAUGGAACCUGCGGAUGUAACCGGUUUUCUUUCCAAACUUAGCCACCUGCACCAAGAGCAGGCACCCUUGGUGAGGGAAGACACGCGUUUCAUCAUGCUGCUCCGCUACGCAGUGGAAAACCUGCGCUACUUCACCAACUCCCAGCUGCUAGAGGUGCUGACGUCUUUUGUGUGGCUGGGCCUGCCCUCCACCCACAGCAUGCUGGGGCUUUAUGAGGCCGAACUGUGCCGCAGGGCUGGGGAGCUGGGACUCCACGAGCUACUGCUGGCAGCAGACCUCUGGCGCUGCCUGGGCAGGGCCGUGCCACAGUACCUGCAGUGCCUCUAUGACAGUGCCAGCCUGCACUUAUCCCAGGUAGGUGUCCCGGAGCUGGUUCAGCUUAUGUAUGUGAUUGGGGAGGGCAGGCGCUGCCCCACAGAGUUAGUUCAGCCCUUAGAGCAGAUACUGCAGCGUAACCUGCCACAUCUGGAGCCAGAGGAGAUAGGCACGGUGUGCCUGGGGCUCUUCAAGUCCCAGACGACCCUCUCGGCGGGAGUGGUGAAAAGGCUUGUGGACAGGGCCCACUCGGUCGUGUACGAGAUGAGUGACUUUGCCGUGGUGAACGUGUUGAAGCUACUGCGCUUCAGCUACUUGGACCAUCAGGUUUGGCUGGAGGUCAUGGCGCACGAGGUGCCUCGACGGGCACCCGGCAUGGGUGUCCAGGCGCUGAUGCAUGUGGCGCUGACCUGCUCUGCUCUGCAUUACCGGGACGAACGCAUCCUCCUGGCUGUGGCCAAGCGUCUGCCGUCGUUGGCGCCACACUGUCGGAGCAAGGACGCGGGCAAACUGAUGUGGGCAUUUGGGAGCCUGGGGGUCUCUCCCAGCCAAUGCCCGGACUUCUACCCCAGCCUCAUUGAGGCUGUCCGGCAGAGAGAAGCUGAGUUCCAGCGCUAUCCUGAACACCUCCUCACCGGCCUCCUCGGCCUGGCUUUCACCUGUCAGUUCCCGGAGGACCUAUUGGCUUUAGCAUUGAGCCCUGAGUUUGUUAGCCUAGCCUCCAAGUCCAGACAGUUGGAGCUGAAGAAGGACUUAUUCACUCUAGAUGGGACGGUGGCGUUAGAGCUGCCUCACUGGACGGGCCCACGGCUGAGUCGAGAGCUGCGGGAGGAGACAACAGAGAUGCUGUGGCGUUUUGCCCAGAAGGAUGUGUGUCAGAAAGCAGAGGUCCUGGAAGCGGAGGAUGUGUUACGGAACCUCCUAGGCGGAGAGCAGUUUGUGAGCAAACGGAUGAUCCUUCCCCACACCCGCUCCAUUGACUUAGAGGUGCAUUUAGACCCAGGUGGACAGGUGCUGCCUUUGACCUCAGUGCAGACACACUGCCUAACCUCCUCGGAUUUGAGCACUUCCUCCUGCUCGUCAUCUCAGGGCUGGGAGAAGGUCAACACAGGAAUAACUCUCACCGAAGACCUUUUAGCAGAACUCACCAAUGGCAGGAAAACCAAGACCCCCCUUCCUUCAACCCAAGCUGCUCAGCGGCCCCUCCUCCAAAGGACAGAGCCGGAUGAGGGAGGGAGGCUGUUCAGUGUGGGAGUUGACCUAACAGAUGGACUUAUAGGAGCUCUCAUCAAACGUGGCAACCCAGCCCCCAGGGGCAACCACAAAGACUCUAAAUCCCCUGUCCGACUGGCCAUCCAGGUGACCAACCGGAACCACUUCUGCUAUCACUCUGAGAGGCUGCUGGGGCUGCACGCCAUGAAGAGAAGGCAACUGGUGCUGUCUGGGUACCGAGUGGUGGAGCUGCCUCACCGUGAGUGGUUCCCCCUUCUGAGGCGCACCAGAGCGGAGAAAAUGGCCUACAUGCACUGCAAGGUUUUCGGCACGCUAGAUUGACACGUCUUCACGUGUUAAAGGGCCUGGUUGAUAUUGAAGUUGUGCUAACCCCUCCAGUGAUUGUAGAUGUCUGAAUUCUAAAGGAGUUGAGGCUAAGAACAGAAAUCAAACUGGACACUGUUGUCUUUUAUUCUAGGCUUUUGGACAAUCCUUUUUAUGAGGCUGUUGCAUAUUUGUGUCAGGAUCAAUGUUCAGGAAGUAAGUUAUGACCACAAAAGUUUGAACAAUAGCAAAUUGUUACUUCUAGGUGUUUGUUGUCUGAGACUGGUGCAUUUUAGGCUUUUAGACUAAAUUGUUAAAAAGGAUAUAUAACAGGGAUCCUCCAACUAUGCCAAAGUAACCUUAACUCAAAUGUAUGAACUAUUGCUGAAUUUGCAGUAAAACAGUUCCCUGUUGUUAAUAUUUGAAGUAAUCUUAUUAAAUGGUCCAUAAGAAAGGUUCUGAUGAUGUCUUCUCUCUGACCUUUAGAGAACAAAUAUCAGUGUCAAAAGAUCCAAAAUGCUUCUGGGCAUGUAUUUAUUCUCUAUACGAGGUCUAAUGAACAAAAAGCUCCCCAGCCGCUACGUUAAAAUUAUCUCUGUAAAUUCCAUUUCAUUUGGUGAUAUUACAAUAACGUUGCCACGUCAGGCCUCGUUAACAUGUUUUUGUUGGAAAUAUAAUAUUCAACAGAGCAGUUAGUCAAAGGCUUAUAACCUCUAGGUUUUUCCAUUUCCCUUUUUUCUGCCCCAUUUCCCACCGAGUCAAGCUGUCUGUAGAGUUCAUGCCGUCCCCCAAUGUGAUGGUCAUGCCAGGUAGGCUAGUGGUUCUCAUAUCUCCUGGGGAUCCUUAGCCAUUCCAUGUAUUAGAUUAUACAAAAUCACCUUGUUUAUGCAUUAGAUGUUACAAAAUCACCUUGUCUAUUAAUUAUCAAGCCCUUGACUACUUGAUGCAGGUGAGCUAGUUUAGGACUGGAACAAAAUUGAGAUGUCACAGGGUUCUCCCAGGAGAGGUUUGAGAAGCACCGAUAUAGGGCUUGGUUUAAGCCUUCCCUACAUCCAGCUGUAUUUUCUUCAAGCUCUGUAUUUCUGGUUCACUUUGUUCUCUCACUCACAUUCCCGCCUUGUAUUUUAGUUUUACCAUUUAAUAAAGUUUAUCAGCAAUUCAUAACAGGAUCUUCAAUUUAAGCCCAUGUACCCUUUUGUAAUGAAGAUAUUGAAAUGCAGAUAUUCAUGAGUGACUGAUUGUUCAUACACUUGGUUCUCCAUAUAUGAGUUGUUAGUGUGUGUGGGGGCGACAUAGUAAUUGGAUGUCAAGUGUACACAAUUAGGAACACUGAACAAUAUCAGGCAACUUCAUGACCAGAAUUGAUUCAGCUUUAUUCAUCCAGGUGUGUUCUUGAGGCAAGAAGUAGGUCUGUCUAAAAGGAUAGCAUUGGUUAUUUACAGCAGUUUCUAUUUUGCUGGCUUUAACUAUUUUUCCCUUUCUUUAUGAAUAAAUUAUAAAUGAUAAACAAGUUCCAUCAACUUGAAUGUUUUUCACAUUUCUCAUGACAGUGUUCAUUUCCAUUUUAGUUACAUUACAUUUUAGUAAUUUAGUGCAAGUGUUUUCAUAUCGGGGUCUGUGAAACCAAAACAAUUAGCUCAUUUUUAUAUAAUUAUUAUAGGCCACUUGUAGCAUUUGAAUGUACAAUAUUACUGAUAAUCAUAGUCGUCCUAAUCAGUUUUAUGAUUGUAUUCAAGUUAUUUUUUAUUCUU